Molecule: messenger RNA, 786 nt
Organism: Brienomyrus brachyistius
Lineage: Eukaryota; Metazoa; Chordata; Actinopteri; Osteoglossiformes; Mormyridae
Product: coagulation factor VII-like
Exons: 3
Coding region: 1-534 (177 amino acids)
Biological process (GO): proteolysis
Molecular function (GO): serine-type endopeptidase activity
Source: RefSeq, a predicted model, not a curated record
AUGUGCGCGUGUGCUGAUGACUACGCCCUGGCAGAGGACGGGCGGAGCUGCAUCGCUCAAGCUUUGGGGUGGCCCGGAUUGCAGGUUUUGUUGCAGCACAAAGGCUAUAGCUACUGCGGGGGGGUCAUCGUUCAUCCCAGCUGGGUGGUCACCACUGCCCACUGUCUGAUCAACCUGAAUGUUGAGAACCUGAUGGUGGUGGCAGGGGAGCACAACCUGAGGCUGGCAGAGGGGACGGAGCAGAAGACCGGCGUGGCCGAAGCUGUCCUCCACAGGCUGUACAAUGUCACAACUAGCGAUAGCAACAUCGCCCUGUUGAGGCUACACCAGCCCAUUAUGUUCUCCGACUGCGGCGUGCCUGUGUGCCUCCCACGGAGGGAGUUUGCUGAGAACGAGUUGGCAGCCAUGCGCUACUCCACUGUCAGUGGCUGGGUCUGCCGGAUCAAGGCCGGCUACACCCGAGGAGACAUUGUGACCCUGUACCCGCCCACCUUGUUAGAGAAAUAUGUACUUUUUUUAUUGUCAUUUUGCUAGACACUUGGAAACAACACCCUGCAGCAGCUUGAUCUUAAUUUAGCAAUAACACUGCUUAAGAACGGUCGCUUGAAUAUUUCCACCCCAUAUAGGGUGAUAAACAAUGUUCAAUGUCUUUUGCAUAUCCUAUUUGUGUACCUCAAUAAAAGACACUGCAAGGGGAGUUUCCUCUUUCGAAGUUGGCUGAGUUCGACUGAGAGGCUGACACCUCAAGGUCAGGACUGGGCUUCCCUUGCAGCAAGUAAAAGAUCA